This is a messenger RNA of Saccostrea echinata, 550 nucleotides long. Its product is annotated as proteasome activator complex subunit 4-like. NCBI's taxonomy places the organism in Eukaryota, Metazoa, Mollusca, Bivalvia, Ostreida, Ostreidae. The record is from RefSeq and is a predicted model, not a curated record. Gene Ontology annotation, cellular component: nucleus; cytosol; spermatoproteasome complex. Gene Ontology annotation, biological process: proteasomal ubiquitin-independent protein catabolic process. The coding region runs from base 1 to 453 and encodes 150 amino acids. Gene Ontology annotation, molecular function: proteasome binding; peptidase activator activity. The transcript has 3 exons.
AUGUGGAAGUUCAGUCAGUACGCUGUAGAACUAUUAACACUCCUACUGCGACAUGAUGUACCCACACCUCCUGUAGCUGUGGAGCUUUUUGUCUCCAACCUCAUACACGACUCCUUAUACAUCAGAAAGCUGUCAACAGCCUCAGUAUCAGCCAUUCUAAAGCAACAAAAAAAGAAACACAAGAAGGUGGUGGUGGACCCCUACAGGAGUGUCCCCCCCCCUCCUACUGGGACCUUCCUCCCUGGGAAUCGUCCGGAUAAUGAUUGGAUCAUGUACGACUCCAGCCGGCUUCCGGACAAUCAGGAGAAAUGGGAGGCAAUGGAAUUCGGGGACAAAACUCACUGGGGAUACUACUGCUGGCCAAAAGAAAUGAAAAUUUAUGCCCAGUAUUCGGAGCAGCCAAAAUUAGAUCGUGUAGAAUCAGAACUAUUAGAUAUAGGAAAAUCUAUGUGAAAUUGAGUGACUCUGAGUUUGUGAAAAAGUUCAUAGAAGUGCUAAGUUUAGAGGAGCAUAAAGGAAGAGCUAAAUUCAGGAACAAACAUCUAACCUU